CGGGUUUGUUUCAGCUGCAUCCGGGUUUGUUUCAGCUGCAUCCGGUUUUCCGGGAGCCGCAGUGCUUUCGUGCUUCCGCCAAACCCCGUGGCCCCCAGCGGGGACGGAGGUUUCGGAGCUGCGGGGCCGGAGCAAGCGUCUCUUCUUCCUCCCGCUCCGGCGGAGCCUUUGUCGCUGCGGGCUGGACCCCAGAGCGCCCCCGAUGGCGGGGCAGCGGGUGGAGGUGGACGGCGGGAUCAUGGAAGGGGGCGGCCAGAUCCUAAGGGUGUCUACAGCCCUGAGCUGUCUCCUGGGCCUCCCCUUGCGGGUACAGAAGAUCCGAGCUGGCCGCAGCACGCCAGGCCUGAGGCCUCAGCAUUUAUCUGGACUGGAAAUGAUUCGAGAUUUGUGUGAUGGGCAACUGGAGGGGGCAGAAAUCGGCUCAACAGAAAUAAUAUUUACACCAGAGAAGAUUAAAGGUGGAAUCCACACAGCAGAUACCAAGACAGCCGGGAGUGUGUGCCUCUUGAUGCAGGUCUCAAUGCCCUGUGUUCUCUUUGCUUCUUCUCCAUCGGAACUUCGUUUUAAAGGUGGAACUAAUGCUGAAAUGGCACCACAGAUUGACUACACAACCAUGGUUUUCAAGCCAAUUGUGGAAAAAUUUGGUUUCAAAUUUAAUUGUGACAUUAAAAUGAGGGGCUACUACCCAAAAGGGGGUGGUGAAGUGAUUGUCCGAAUGUCACCAGUUAAACAGUUGAAUCCAAUAAAUUUAACUGACCGUGGCUCUGUGACUAAGAUAUAUGGAAGAGCUUUUGUUGCUGGUGUUUUGCCAUUUAAAGUAGCAAAAGAUAUGGCAGCGGCAGCUGUAAGAUGCAUCAGAAAGGAGAUUAGGGAUCUGUAUGUUAACAUUCAGCCCGUUCAGGAACCUAAAGACCAAGCCUUUGGCAAUGGCAAUGGAAUAAUCAUUAUUGCUGAGACAUCCACUGGCUGUUUGUUUGCUGGAUCGUCGCUUGGUAAACGAGGUGUAAAUGCAGACAAGGUUGGAAUUGAAGCCGCUGAGAUGCUGUUAGCAAAUCUCAGACAUGGUGGUGCUGUGGAUGAGUAUCUGCAGGACCAGCUGAUCAUUUUCAUGGCAUUAGCCUGUGGAGUUUCCAGAAUAAAAACAGGACCAGUUACACUCCAUACACAAACGGCUAUACAUUUUGCUGAACAACUAGCAAAGGCUAAAUUCUCUGUGAAGAAAUCAGAAGAUGAAGAGGAUGCAUCUAAAGACGCUUAUAUUAUUGAGUGCCAAGGAAUUGGAAUGACAAAUCCAUAUCUAUAGGGCACGGCAGCCAGUCGGAGCUCUUUUCCUGGUGGAGGUCAUCCCAUCCCUCAUUCCCAAAGGAUCCAAACCUUUGUGGUCUCUGCUGUGUUGCUGUAGUUCUGCCUUAGCUUUUACUGCUACUGGAUUUGAGAAUACUCAGAGUGCCUCAAAGAAGGUCUCGGGCUCCAGACGUGGUCCUUCUCUGUGUCCAGGGUUAGAGCAGCCACUCAGUUUUCCCUUAGUGAUUGGGAGCAAUUGCCCCAGCAAAAGCAGCGACCCCUCCUUCGUUACUUCCGUAGCAUAUGAAGCUCUCCAUGGCCAAUGGAAGUUUCAUCUUCCAAUUCUUCGUCGCCAUUGCGGUGACCUCUGGCGGAAGCAUUUCUCCUUGGGGGAUUAAAACCUCUAACCCAGCAACAAUCAGAGUUUCAGGGAUGAGAAACAAAAUUCGGGAGAUUGUAAUGAACUGUGUAAUAAUGGAGAAGGCACUCUGACUUCUACCCUUUGAUCCACGUAUCCUGGCUGUGGAAGAGAGAUUACCCUGUGUUAGUCUCUGGUCCCAGGAGUAGCCCGCAUCCUAUAGGAUAGUGCUCUAACCUUUCAGAGUGUUGUGUCCCAACUGGCUCUGUAACUGAAUCUUCAGUUCUGCUGCUUCUCAGGGAUGUCAUACCUGGCAAGACCAGCACACUCGGUGGGAACGACCUUAUUGAUACUCUUUGAGCUGAGAAGUGAGUUCCCUGAUCAAAAGGAAUAUUGUGUAAAACAUCCGUAAGUCCGCAGAUUGUCAUUAUAUUUAUCUGUUGCUGCAUCACAGAUUGCUUCAAAGCUUAGCAGCCUAAAACAGCAAACAUUAUUUCAUAACUUUUGUUUGUCAGGAAUAUAGGAUCCGCCUCGUUGGGCGGUUCUGGCUCAUGGCAGCUCAUGAGUUUGCCGUCAAGCCAAGCCACUGGGUGGAGCUAGAAGUCAUCUCAAAACUUGAAUGGAAUUAAGUAUCCGCUUUCAGCCUCACUCAUGAUUGUUGGCAGGCUUCAAACAGGGCUUCAGUGCCUUGCCGUGCCACGUGGGCCUUCCCACAGGACUUCACACUACAAGGCAGCUUGUUUUCUCCGUGUGAGUGGAGAGAGAGGAAGCGAGGGAAAGAAAGCAGGAGAAAGCCCCCAAAAUGGAAGCCAAACUCUUUAUAACCUAGUCUCAGAAGUGCUAUCCCAUCAUCUGCCAUAUUCUAGUAAUGAGAAACAAGCCACGAGUCCCGCUGAUACUGAAGGGGCCAGGAUGACUGAAGGGCAUGGAAAGUGGGAGGCGGGGAUCAUUGGAGGUCAUUUCAGAGGCUGCCUACGGAAGUCAUGCUAGCAGAAACGCCAGCCGUUAGGGUUCUGGAAUACAUAACUAUUUUUUCAGAAACUGCUCUCGGUUUGCUAUUGGACCCUGGUAGAGACUGAACUUCUGAUCUGGGACAUUUGGAGACCAUGUAACCUAAGCUUCCCAUGAUGAACUGGAUGUUUUCUGCCCCACCAAGAUACAUGGUUGGUUGAAGGCGUCAGCCAUCCAACAUCAAGGGGAGACGUUAUAAAUGAGAUCAGAUGCAGAGUGCGGUUAGCUCCUGAAGACAGCAGCUCGUUGAAUGGGAAGUGGUUCAGUCUCCUGCACACCUACGCCUGCUACAUCGCUGCCUCUUUACCACCCUGUGACCUUUGGCCUCUUUACCACCCUGUGACCUUUGGCGGGGGAGGGGCGGCAGUGACAGGUUCCUGAGGAAGAAAAAGCUAAGGCCUCAUUUACAGAUAGUUCUGUACCAUGUGUUGGCAUCACCUUGAAGCAGCAUUCCAACCCCAUUCUAGAGUCGUCCGGCGAGACGGUAUUGAUGGGACGUCCUCCCAGUGCACAGAACUUUGAGCAAUACGUCUGGAUGUCCACUCUGUCUGAAUUGAGAGAUGGCCAGAAGGAUAAAUAAACUGAUUUGUGGACAGUGAGUGGCAGUUUGGCUGAAAUGUUGGGAAAUCAGAAAACAAAGAUUUGGCAGAUGGUAACAAAAGAAGGUAUGGGAAGAGGCAUGUGGAUGAGACUCAGAAUGAGCAUAAGGUGUGAAAAACAGUUGUGCCCCAUGUGAAUAUGAAGCAAGAGAGCAUCCACAGAGACGAGACCUUCAAUAACCAGGCGGACAGAAUGAACUGGUCUGUGUAGGACAGUCAGCCAUUUUAUGCAGUUACCUGAGUGCUUGCUCAGAAGCCACAACGGUGGGGAUGAGGUCGUGUGUGGGCCCAACAACGUGAACUUCCCUCGCCAAGGCUGGCCUGGCUGGCCUCACUGCUGAGUGACGGACCUGCCGAUAGCAGAAACAGACAGUGAGCACCUUUCCCCGAGAAAGACCAGAAAACCAAGUCAUUGCAGGUUGAUUGCAAUGCAGACAGCAAUUUGUCCUCACUGUAGAGAACUUAUUCAGGGUGUGGAGUUGCCUUCCCUGACCACAGUGCUUCUGCCAGUAUAACCAUCCUUAUACUAAUGGAAGUCUGACACAAUAAUGUUUCUGACCAAGAAGCUCAUUUCUAAGUCAUCCUUAUGUUAGGCAGAGGCAGCUUUCUUUAAAGAAGGAAAGGAAGAAAGAGAAAAGAAAGGAAGAAAAGAAAGAAAAACUAGAAGGUAAUGUCAAAAUGUUAAACGCUGUCUGAUGGGAGUUAGGGUAGUAUGUGUAUAUACUGCUGUUUGUUUCAAUUUUUUCCUAUUUUCCACGUUAUGUUUCUGGAAUAAUAUAUUGAAAUAAAUUAUAAAGGCUAUUGAAGAUAAUUUUUAAACGCAUUCCUGAAAGAUUGCAGUUUCCUGACUAAGGAUUGGUUGGAGGCUACUCUAUUUUAAUCCUGAUUUCAGUUCUUCUGUUUUCAAACCACUUAGGCCCAGACUGCUGCAGUCUCAGCCAAUGAUGUUUUUCUAAAAUCUUAGUGAUUCUCAGACUUCUGUGAACAUAAGCAUCUUCAGGGAGACAUAAAAUGCGAACUCCCAGUCCACCCCUCCACUCUGGAAAUUCUGACUGGGUAAUUCUGGCAGGGACCCAGGAAGCUGUAUACAGUUAACCCUUGAAGACCUCAGGUUUGAACUGUCAGGUCCACUUAUACUCAGAUAUUUUUCAAUAAAUACAGGACUGUAAAUGUAUUUUGUCUUCCUUAUCACUUUCUUAAUACCAUUUUCUUUUCUCCAGCUUACUUUAUUGAAAGAAUGUAGUAUAAUAAUACAUAUAACAUACAAAGUGUUUGUUAAUUGACUUUCUGUUAUCAGUAAGGCUUCUGGUCAACAGUAGGCUAUUAAUUUUCAAGGUUUUGGGGAGUCAAAGUUAUACAUGGAUCUUCUACUGUAUAGGGGGGAGCCAGUGUCCCUGACCCUACCCCCACCCCUGUUGUUCAAAAGUUAACUAUUUUUUUAAAGGUUUAUUUGAUUUUUAAAAAUUUAUUUGUGAGAGAGGGCACAAGCACGAGGAGGGGCAGACGGAGAGGGAGAAG
This is a messenger RNA of Ailuropoda melanoleuca (giant panda), 4770 nucleotides long. RefSeq names its product RNA 3'-terminal phosphate cyclase (gene RTCA). Lineage: Eukaryota; Metazoa; Chordata; Mammalia; Carnivora; Ursidae. Gene Ontology annotation, molecular function: RNA-3'-phosphate cyclase activity. Gene Ontology annotation, biological process: RNA processing. Gene Ontology annotation, cellular component: nucleus. The transcript has 12 exons. The coding region runs from base 203 to 1303 and encodes 366 amino acids. The record is from RefSeq and is a predicted model, not a curated record.